Molecule: messenger RNA, 528 nt
Organism: Sclerotinia sclerotiorum 1980 UF-70
Lineage: Eukaryota; Fungi; Ascomycota; Leotiomycetes; Helotiales; Sclerotiniaceae
Exons: 4
Coding region: 1-528 (175 amino acids)
Source: RefSeq, a predicted model, not a curated record
AUGGCUGGUUCACAGGCCGCAGACGCAAGGCCGUUAAACGUUUUGAAUGGGGAAGCACGUAACAAGUGGCGAAAAGCCACUCUGACAACCAAUAAUUGUUCUAUUCAACCUCUUAUCGAUUGUAUAAACGACCUUGAAUGUACUCGUGACGACCACAGACUUAUGACAGUGCCAUAUCUGCAACUAAGUAGCAGAUCACUCGAAGCCAAAAGCAAACUUAUGUUGAAGGUCGAAUAUUUGAAAGGCAGGCUCGCCUCAGUUCCACAUGAGCAAGGGGCUGAAACUUCCCUUGAGUGCAGACAAUCCUUGAAGAACCAAAGCGGCACAGUAUCGGAGCGAGGCUCCUAUUGGGCAAAGGAUUUCUUGGAACAGUGGACUGCAAGAUAUCUUUCCUUGAUAUGUUCGGUAGGGAAAUCUUUUGGGGUGCGAAAACUGCCUAAACAUGCACUGGUUGAAGAACUAGAAAGGGGCUCAACUGCGAAAACUCUUUUAGGAGUGCGGAGCGAUGAGACUGCAGGUUUCGGAUAA